This is a messenger RNA of Carya illinoinensis, 2094 nucleotides long. RefSeq names its product UPF0481 protein At3g47200-like. The record is from RefSeq and is a predicted model, not a curated record. The transcript has 2 exons. The coding region runs from base 526 to 1935 and encodes 469 amino acids. Lineage: Eukaryota; Viridiplantae; Streptophyta; Magnoliopsida; Fagales; Juglandaceae.
GUCAGCAUACGUAAUUAUUAUUGAGUUUAGAAUAUUAAUUUAAAAUUAAUACAGUUUGAUACAAUAUAGAUCUAUUUUAUAAUAAAAACAUAUUUUAUAAUUUAAUAUAUUACAUUAAGCUUAAAGUUACAUUUUUCAUAUCAAUUUGUGGACUAAGAAAGCAUUUUUUGAGCUCACAGGGCACGACUCUACGUUCUGUGUAGACCAAUUCGCCAAGAAUUUUUAUUUUUACGGUAUAUGAUUAGUAGAGUUUAGAAACUGCUUUAAUAUAAUUUUUGGUGUUUUUUUCAGUUUUUGUAUUUUUAAUUUUUCAGGUUUUACGAUAUAUGACAGUUUUUUCCUUCGUGAUGAUGUCGAGUGGUGUUAACGUUGAGAGAUACUUUCCUUCGUCCACUUGACUGUCCUUCGCCCUUGCCGGCCUGUCUCUUUCUCCCGUCCUCUCUCGAUCUUUCUUAUGUUUUUUCUUUUCCCGCUUUUUGUUACUAGGAUUUGAAUGAAGUUUGAUAUGCAAUUUCAGGGUAACAGAUGGACUCAUCCCACUCCACAUCAACAACGUCUAACCCUCCCCAACAGCACUCGCCAUCAAGAAAUCCUCCUCCCAUAUCAUCAGAUUCCACAUCUACGCAGAUUAUAGAUGUGGAUGAAAUUGCAAUAUCUUCGAUUCGAGAAAAGCUUUCACAAACGUCGCAUCUACCACCACCAUCUCAGUGUUCCAUAUUUAAAGUUCCAGAUAUGCUACGCAGGCAUAAUGAAAAGGCUUUCAUGCCAGAAGUAGUUUCGAUCGGUCCAUUUCACCCCAAGAAUGAGCAGCUGCAGGCAAUGGAAAAUAUUAAGGUAUUGUAUUUGAAAUGCCUCCUCGAUCGACCCGAAACUACGGAAUUGGAGAACUUGGUAAAAGCCUUGGGAAGAAUUGAGCAGGAUUGCCGUAAAUGUUAUGCAGGAGUGGUCGGUCUUAGCGUAGAGAACUUUAUAGAGAUGAUGGUGAUCGACGGUUGCUUUAUCCUUGAAUUCCUCAGCAGAUAUCUAGAAAACAGGAUGGUACUGAAUGUAAACGGCGAGAAAGAUCCCGUGUUCAAAACAUCAUGGAUGCCAAGGAAAAUAAUAGCCGACUUGCUUCUACUUGAGAAUCAACUUCCAUGGUGCGUACUCGACUGUCUGUUCAACCACAUGCCUUCCUUAAAAACUACUCAUCAAUGGUGCUCCCGACUUGAUGAUCUUGUCUCCUUUUCUUUUUCCGAGUAUAAAACUUUCCCAGCAGCUCACUCGGCGCGCAGUCAUGAAAAGCACGCGCAUUUACUCGAUUGCUUCCGAAACUGUUUAGUUGGAUCAUGUACUGUAAAACGGCGUAAUUACUCAGAAGCCUUAGAGGGGAAACCAGUACUUCUGCCUGUGACAGAGCUUAUCCUGCAUGGAAUAAUUCAUUUGAAAGCUAAAUCCAGAGAUAACAUCCUCGAUAUAAAGUUCAAAAAUGGCUUAAUGGAAAUCCCAGAAAUAGUUAUAGAGGAAAACACAGAAUCUGUGUUUAGAAACCUCAUCGCAUUUGAGCAUUGUGAUCCGGCGAAGGGCUAUGAAAUCACGUCUUAUGCUGCUCUCUUGGAUUGCCUGAUUAAGUCUCCCGCAGAUGCACUUAAACUCGAACAGGAAGGUAUUCUACGAAUUAUUGGUUUGAGCAAUGGGGACAGGGCAAGUUUUUUAAACAGGCUGCUUUAUAAUAAUGAUACCAGUUUCCAUGGUUUUGUCUACUCAGACCUCUGCCGAGACGUGAACAAUUUUUGUUUCACCAGAUUGGGAUUAUGGAAAGCAAGGAUUAGGCACGAUUAUUUUGGAGAACCAUGGCAGGUCAUUACAUUCCUUUUCGGAAUCCUCGCUUCUUUCCUUUUUUCCUUGGUACAAACAGUUUUUGCUGUCGCCUCCUACAAGGAUUCUAAUUUUUAAAUCAGCCAAGUAAUUUGGUUUAUCACAGUUGUGUAUUUCUUUCAAUAAGUAGGUGUGUAUAAGUGCCCUUUACAUGUUUUUUUAAUUUUUGUCAAACUCGAAGUACUGCUAUUUGUAAUGCUUGUCAAUGAAAUAAACAAAAAAAAUGUCGUAUUACAA